Notothenia coriiceps (black rockcod) is the source of this 1513-nucleotide messenger RNA. RefSeq lists its product as uncharacterized. Gene Ontology annotation, cellular component: external side of plasma membrane; signaling receptor complex. The record is from RefSeq and is a predicted model, not a curated record. Gene Ontology annotation, molecular function: signaling receptor activity. Gene Ontology annotation, biological process: nervous system development. The coding region runs from base 575 to 1513 and encodes 312 amino acids. The transcript is spliced from 5 exons. NCBI's taxonomy places the organism in Eukaryota, Metazoa, Chordata, Actinopteri, Perciformes, Nototheniidae.
AGAAGCGUUCACUCCCUCCAGAGGAGCGCACUGCUUUCUGAAGGAGCCAGUGGUUGAGGAGAAAACAAUCCAGUCAGCGUUUUGUAGUCACUUUCAGAUGACUUCCUCUGCCUCGUUAGAGAUAUUGGCAUAGCUGACAGAUCUUUUCACGCCAGUUUAAGGAAUGUUUUAGGGAGAAAUUGUCUCCAAGGGGCAAUUGGAGCGGGCAGUGUGAGCCCUUAUAAUGCGGAGAGAUCAAGUCUCAGUAGUUUGUCGGAAUGAACGCAGCGCAGACGGACCCUGAGAAACUGCUCCAUGGAUUGACUGAUUGAUUGAUUGGCAUUUGAUUUUACAUUUUUCUUCAAUAUCUGAGGAUUUCUUUCUGUGUCGUGGUUAGUGUAUUAAUAAAAAAAAAAAUCGUGGAUUACUAUUGGGGGUCGAGGAUUUUUUUCCGGAGGUGCGUUUUUAAAGAGGAUAUUUAUUUUGUAUUUGGUUUUUUAGUUAGGUUACGCACGGGUCAAGGAUCCGAAGAGGGGAAUUAACCUUUGACAAGGUGGAAAUAUUCAUCGUUUGGACCCUAACUCAUCUCUCCAACAUGAAGUCUGUCACUGUGUGGAUGUGCGUUCACAUCUUCCUCCUGCUCUUAGUCUGUCCCCCAGAUGAGUCAGCGAGUUCCUGGGAGACUCCCUCAGCUUUGUCCGUUUCCUUGGCCAGUGGUUCUCCAGGAUCUCUGGGCACCGGGUCUGGGCCUGGAGCUCAGCCGGAGUGGGUGGACUGCAUCCAGGCGAGUGACAUGUGCAACCAGAACCCUUACUGCAGCUCUCGGUACCGGGUGAUGCGCCAGUGCCUUGUGGGCAAGGAGAAGGAAGCCAUGCUGGACAACAACAGGGAGUGCCAGGCGGCCUUGGAAGUGCUCCUGGUCAGUCCUCUGUAUGACUGCCGCUGCAAGAGGGGCAUGAAGAAGGAGCUGCAGUGUCUGCAGAACUACUGGACCAUCCACAUGGGACUCACUGAAGAUGGAGACAUGGAUGACUCAUCCCCGUAUGAACCUGUAGCUCCAAGCCGACAACACGAUGCAUUUCGCCUGGCCUCCAUCUCUUCAGGUACCUCAGACCGACGCUGCGAGCACGCCGUCGGAGCGGCAGACCCGUCCCCGUCUUUUCGUCGGGCCACCGAAUCUGAGACCCCCGUGGCGCCGAGGUCCCUGACCGGAGUCGCGAAACACCCCGUCGCCGAAGACCGACGUCUGAAGUGGAACAACCACAGGAGGAACGACGCUCCACCCGCUCUACUCCGCCUCGCAACGGAGAACCGUCGACAACAAGUCCCAGAACAGUACGAAACCGGCCGCAGUCUGUCCCCAAGCGUCACAAAGAGUGUCGCAGCUCGUUGCUGCGGAGAGCAGGUGAAACACAGCGGUCGUACUAUCAGCUGUCAGGAUCUUUAUACCCUGCGGUACCAUGUGCUGCGUCUGGCUGUCAACAGGCUACACAUCCAGCCUGUUGGAGGAGAUACUCUGCGUUCAUUAGUCUAA